Messenger RNA from Torulaspora globosa, 924 nucleotides. It is a transcript of the gene MIR1, whose product is annotated as Mir1p. Bases 1 to 924 code for a protein of 307 amino acids. Gene Ontology annotation, cellular component: mitochondrial inner membrane. Lineage: Eukaryota; Fungi; Ascomycota; Saccharomycetes; Saccharomycetales; Saccharomycetaceae. The transcript has a single exon. Gene Ontology annotation, molecular function: phosphate transmembrane transporter activity. Gene Ontology annotation, biological process: mitochondrial phosphate ion transmembrane transport. The record is from RefSeq and is a predicted model, not a curated record.
AUGUCUGCUCCAGUUCCACAAUACUCUCUAUCUGAUUAUGCCAAGUUUGCUCUGGCAGGUGCCAUCGGUUGCGGUAGCACUCACUCUGCUAUGGUGCCAAUCGAUGUGGUGAAGACUAGAAUUCAACUGGAACCAACUGUUUACAACCAGGGUAUGGUUUCUUCCUUCAAGAAGAUCAUUGGUGAGGAAGGUGCCGGUGCUUUGCUGACUGGUUUCGGCCCAACUUUGCUAGGUUACUCGUUGCAAGGUGCGUUCAAAUUCGGUGGUUACGAAGUGUUUAAGAAGCUAUUCAUUGACACUCUAGGUUACGACACUGCUGUUAACUACAAGAACUCGAUCUACAUGGGUUCCGCUGCGAUUGCCGAAUUCUUUGCUGACAUCGCUUUGUGUCCAUUGGAAGCCACAAGAAUCAGAUUGGUUUCUCAGCCAAACUUUGCUAACGGUCUUGUUGGUGGGUUCUCCAGAAUCUUGAAGGAAGAAGGUGUCGGCUCCUUCUACAACGGUUUCACCCCAAUCUUGUUCAAGCAAAUUCCUUACAACAUCUCCAAGUUCUUGGUCUUCGAGCGCGCCGCUGAGGCCUACUUCGGUUUGGCUGGACCAAAGGAAAAGUUGUCUGCAACCUCUGUCACCGGUAUCAACUUGCUUGCCGGUUUGACCGCUGGUUUGGCUGCUGCCGUCGUUUCUCAACCUGCUGACACCUUGUUGUCUAAGGUGAACAAGACCAAGAAGGCUCCAGGUCAAUCCACUAUCGGUUUGUUGGCUCAGUUGGCUAAGCAAUUGGGUUUCGUCGGUUCCUUCGCCGGUCUGCCAACCCGUUUGGUCAUGGUCGGUACGUUGACCUCCUUGCAAUUCGGUAUCUACGGUUCAUUGAAGAGAUCCUUGGGCUGUGCCCCAACCGUUGAGAUUGGCAGCUCAGGUCAUUAA